Messenger RNA from Venustampulla echinocandica, 327 nucleotides. RefSeq lists its product as uncharacterized. The coding region runs from base 1 to 327 and encodes 108 amino acids. The record is from RefSeq and is a predicted model, not a curated record. The transcript has a single exon. NCBI's taxonomy places the organism in Eukaryota, Fungi, Ascomycota, Leotiomycetes, Helotiales, Pleuroascaceae.
AUGGCUUCUCUCGGACUUCAUCACGAAACGGCAACUAAUGAUGAAAUAGCAGCCUACUGCUCAAAUCCACACCAUGUACCCCUUGGUGGAGCCCCUUACGGCAAUAACGUCAUUAAACUAUCCGACAAAGCGGUAGUUAAGUUUGGCAUCGGCGUUACGGAAGAGGAGGCAAAAAGUCAAAGGCGAGCUUACGAAUUGAUUGACCAUAGUGUCGUUCGUGUUCCAUCUGUCUACCGCUUUUUCACCAAGGAAGAACUAGGCUAUAUUGUUAUGGAAUAUAUGGAGGGAAGAGUCUUAGAGCCCGUGGAAGAUCCUCCUCUAAUAUGA